GAUGAUGCGGCAGAGACGUCGUCCACUGAGAUGUUGUUGUAGAGUAGGUUUGUGGUGUACAGUACUGUAGUCUGAAGUAGAUGGAGAGAGGCAGGAGAAAUAGACAAACCAUGAAGGAUCUGAUUAUCCUCAGAGGUUUGCCCGGAGUUGGAAAGUCGCAUCGCGCAAGGCAGCUCCUUGAAGAAUAUCGAAGACUAGGAAUACAAGGGAAGAUUUAUUCCACAGACCGCUACCAUGAAAAGUUCGACUGGGACACACGAUACUUCCACCGCAAUCACACGUGGACUAGACGGGAUGUUUUUGGAGCCAUGCAACGAGGUGUGACUCCUAUCAUCGUUGACAACACGAACAUUUAUCGUUGGCACAUGUACCCUUAUGUCUUCAUGGGGAAGCAACGCGGUGACUAUUACAUCACUAUAGAAGAAGUGCCUCGUGGGUAUCCUGAAACCUUCAUCUCCCUCAACAAACUGUACAGGUGGUGUAACAGUAAUAUCCCCAAAUGGAAGUUCAGAGAAUACAGGGACGGCUGGGAAGAAGUUGACCACUACCAGGAUGUUCUGGAUGACGAAUUCUCCCUCAAAAGGUGGGAGCAUAGCCACGAGGAAUGGAACGUCUACUGACGAAGAUGCUCACACAUUCCUUGUUUGCCACUAUGCUUGUUCCUCUAGAAAAUGUUGUUGAAUCAUCUCAACUGAGCAAGUAAUUACAUAAUAAAUAUUUUGACCUAAGUUGAUCUUACUUUUUGUCAUUUUGAAAAUAU
Messenger RNA from Esox lucius (northern pike), 760 nucleotides. Its product is annotated as NEDD4-binding protein 2-like 1. The record is from RefSeq and is a predicted model, not a curated record. Bases 81 to 620 code for a protein of 179 amino acids. Lineage: Eukaryota; Metazoa; Chordata; Actinopteri; Esociformes; Esocidae. The transcript has 5 exons.